AAAAAAAACUCUCCAUUUCCUCCUUAAGUUGAAACGACCGUGGUAAGGUACUGGUUUUCAAAUGGAAGGCGGCCAAGUGGGUGCCGAAGUAAGCUGCCGCUCAACGCGGAGUUUCCUUUCUCUUAUCAUUACUCUAUCGACACUUCUACGAUCCUCAUUACUACUUUUCCUCGUCACUGUUGCCUUCCAUGCUACUGUCCUCAUGACUGCUACCCUCAUGACUACUAUCCUCAUUGCUGUCUUACCUAGAUACCUCAAUGAGGUUACGUAUGGGAUAUACAUAGAGAGGUAGCUCCAAAGAGCAGUAAUAGUAAUGGAAAAUGAAACAAAAAUAGAGGAG
Colletotrichum godetiae is the source of this 340-nucleotide messenger RNA. RefSeq lists its product as uncharacterized. The coding region runs from base 62 to 292 and encodes 76 amino acids. NCBI's taxonomy places the organism in Eukaryota, Fungi, Ascomycota, Sordariomycetes, Glomerellales, Glomerellaceae. The record is from RefSeq and is a predicted model, not a curated record. The transcript has a single exon.